GCUGACGUUCGUGUCAAAGGUUUUGGGAAGUGGAUGAGGUGCUUUUCCAUAAGUUAAUACAUAUUUCCAUCUAAUGCUAAGGCAAACGUGAUACACCUUAUCAUUUAAAAACAGUGCCGCAGAGUACGCUAGUUCAACACAAGCCGUCUGCAACCUCACAACAUUUCGUAGGUAAAUUCGCGUCGAACAGUGGUGAAAUGUUUCUGGUCGCCCUAACCGGUGGUAUCGCGUCAGGAAAGAGCACCGUAACGAAGAUAUUUCGGGACAACGGCGUUCCGGUGAUCGAUGCCGAUGCGAUCGCACGCCAAGUCGUUGAGCCGGGUCGACCAGCAUGGCAUAAAAUUAAGGCUACGUUUGGUGAGGAUAUCUUUCACGCUGGUACCGGUGAGCUAAACCGGGAAGCACUGGGACGCAUCAUAUUCGAUGACGUAGAGAAACGUAAAUUAUUGAACGAAAUUACGCAUCCCGAAAUUCAUCGAACCAUCUACAAGGAGGUGAUCAAGUGCUUCUUUCUAGGACAUAGUUUUGUAGUACUCGAUCUUCCGCUCUUGUUCGAAAUUCGAGUGAUGCUUAACUACAUACAUAAAAUCAUAACCGUAACAUGCGAGGAAGAUAUUCAAGUCACUAGGCUGAUGGACCGCAGCCAAUAUACAGAGGCAGAGGCAAAGAAGCGUAUCAAAGCACAGAUGUCACUAGAGUUAAAGUGCGAGCAAUCACAUUUUGUCAUCGAAAACUCAGGUACCCUGAAGGAUACGGAAGAGCAAACGUUAAAAAUCCUUGCUGUUUUACAAGACAGUAACCAGCACUGGAAAAUACGUGGCGUUCUGUUUGCUACGGCAGCCUUGCUCUUUUCCAGCAUCGCUUUGUUGCUGAACUAUAAGUAUAAGUGGUUCAACUCAAACUAAUUACCCAGUGGAUCCAUUUACGAUUUCGGUCGUAAACUCAGCCUUUCUCCUAAUGGCAUUCUUUUUCAUUAAAUGUGUGCCCACCAAAUUCGUUAUUGUUGUGUCCUGUUAUCUACCGAUGCAGAGUUUUACUUUUAUCAGACAUCACUUUCCAACGGUUCUCAGUGCGUGUAUAUAAUUGAUCGCCUCCAGAUGUAUAGAAAUGUAACAAAUUCAAUAGAGUAAUAGGUAUGCACGUGGCUUCCCUAAGCAGAUAAACAGACAUUUAAGGGCAUUUGCUAAUCAAAUAGUGAUGAACUGAAAUCUAUUGUGUUCGUGUGCGCGGGUACAGGUGGUGUGAUGUUUCUGCGUGUGUAAUGCAAGCUUUAUAAGCACGUUUUUCCUAUGUAUCGUUCUGACGAUAAUAACAAAUAUAGAAUGGAAGAA
Messenger RNA from Anopheles moucheti, 1331 nucleotides. It is a transcript of the gene Dpck, whose product is annotated as dephospho-CoA kinase domain-containing protein. The record is from RefSeq and is a predicted model, not a curated record. Gene Ontology annotation, molecular function: ATP binding; dephospho-CoA kinase activity. Bases 198 to 905 code for a protein of 235 amino acids. Lineage: Eukaryota; Metazoa; Arthropoda; Insecta; Diptera; Culicidae. Gene Ontology annotation, biological process: coenzyme A biosynthetic process. The transcript has 5 exons.